Molecule: messenger RNA, 1443 nt
Organism: Polistes canadensis
Lineage: Eukaryota; Metazoa; Arthropoda; Insecta; Hymenoptera; Vespidae
Gene: Mf
Exons: 7
Coding region: 153-914 (253 amino acids)
Source: RefSeq, a predicted model, not a curated record
GCCGACAGAUCGGCGCCACUGUACCGACGUUCGGUAUACUAGUCCACAUUUUUGGCGGCAGCUGUCCAGUGUAAGGUCCGAUUCCCGAACCGAACGGUCAUCCGAACUUCUUAGCGAACGAGCGUGGUAAACGACCCGAAUAAAGCGGCAAAAUGGAUGCACGAUUCAGGAGCAAUCUCGACAUGAUCGGACGCAACGAGCCAAUCACGAGAAAAGCGAAAUUCUGGCAAAGUUACGUUCGGGCUCUGAAAGGUACCGACGAUAUCAGAGCUCCGGAACAUACGCACAGACCACGCAGUAUUUUCCGCACCGAUUACCCCGAGUUGCAUACCACCUCGCCUACUUGGCCAUUUGGAAAAUCGAUUUUUGAAAAUCCUAUUCAUGCGGCUGACCGUAUCAACACCCCUGGAUAUAGGUAUAUGCCCGUUCAUCGUGAGAUCUACGGUUACUCGCCAAGGCAAAUCUACCCUCACCAAUACAAACCCGUAGAACGCUUCACCCCUGCAAAACCAUUUGACGCUGAGAAAGCUUGGACCGAUCAUCUAAAUCGUUUGGCUGACAUCGACAAACUUUACCCGAGUAGGUCUCCAUUACUUGCUCGACACAUAAGUCCACCUCUUAGCACGAAGAAACUCUUUGAUAUCCAUGGUAACUUAUUAACUGAUGAUAUCUUCCCAAGUUACUCAUCGUUCCUUCGCAGAAAACCUUUUAUGGAUUUACUUGAACCAUCUCCAACAGCUCCGAUCAGUGCCUUCACGAGAGACCCUUGGUGGUAUCCAAGUUAUGCUCCGUAUAUUCCAAGCUAUGCUCAAUACAGCACUCCGUUUUAUCUGAGGGACAGCUACCUUAGCCCAAUUAAACGUAGCUUCUUAUGGAGCCGACAUCCUAUUAGACCGCUUGCUCACGUCUACUGAUAACUCAACUCCAACUUAAAAACAUACAUAUAUGUCGCCCCGUAUGGAACGCGUUAAACGAAUCUCCCGACGAUCGAAGAAGGAAGUGACGUAUGCAAAGUGGAAGUGAAAAUGAGUAUGAAAAAUUAAAGAAAAAAAUAAACAAAAUUUAACAAAAAAAAAAUAAUAAUAAAUAUAUAACAACAUCGACAAUAAUAUCAACGAGGAGAAAGGAAGUACACUUACGUCUCUGGUAUCCUGAAAAGAAAAAACCAAAAACAAAAAUAACACAAAAUUCUGUAUAUCUCUAUACUUCUUAUCCUAAAAAAAAAAAACAAAAAAGCCAAACAAACAAACAGAACAAUAACAUUAAAACUCGAGAGCAUGGGAAUUUUAUUUAUUUAUUAAUAUUUUCUCGAAACGCGAUCUACAACAUAAUAAUUAAUAAUAAUAUAUUGUAUUUCACGUUCGUGAUGUCCGAGAAUAAAAUAAUAAUAAACACUGCCAGAAACUUAUUGGAAAAAUUAAACAAAAAAAGGAAAAAAACCAA